Molecule: messenger RNA, 633 nt
Organism: Acaulospora colombiana
Lineage: Eukaryota; Fungi; Glomeromycota; Glomeromycetes; Diversisporales; Acaulosporaceae
Source: the annotation of a GenBank genome assembly
AUGGUAGAAGAGCAUCAUGUUGGAGCUUUUGUUGGUCCAUAUCGCCCUGGGCGCCGCUUCUUCUUUAUCAUCUCCCUUCUCACUCCACUCCUCCGCUCCACAUUCGUGUCUGGGGCUCGGCAUAACGGGUUCAUCCAAGUCGUCGGCCUGAUCGUUUUGGAGACCCUCUAUCUUAUUUCGCUAAUCGUUCUUCGGCCAUAUUAUACUCGAGGGGCCGAUGCGCUAGAAAUCUUCCUCUCGCUCACCAGGUUGAUCACCACCGGUGCACUUAUCGCAUUCGUCAAAGAGAAACUGGCAGUCACGGCUAUUCCCCGAGUAGGAAUCGGUAUUGGGCUCGCCGUAGUGUGGUGUGUCGGUAUCGUGGUGGUGAUUAUCAACAUCCUGGUGAACAUCCUUCCCUGGAAGAAACUAUGGUGUCGAAUCACUGGAAGAAAGCAUGUAGAAGAGAAUGCCGAUAGCGUGAACGAACUCGAAAAGGGUACCGUGGACGCCACUCUACCAAAUUCAGAGGCUGCCUCCACUGGCCGAAGCGACUCGAGCAUUGCCCCACACAAAGAACACGACAAAACUGCAGCCGUUGAUGAUAAUGAACGCACAAGAAACACCAUGAUGGUGCAACAGAACGACAAAUAG